Equus quagga is the source of this 1633-nucleotide messenger RNA. RefSeq names its product exocyst complex component 1 like (gene EXOC1L). NCBI's taxonomy places the organism in Eukaryota, Metazoa, Chordata, Mammalia, Perissodactyla, Equidae. The transcript has 3 exons. The record is from RefSeq and is a predicted model, not a curated record. Bases 235 to 753 code for a protein of 172 amino acids.
UGCUGCUGCUGCGGCUGCUGCUACCACAGGGCAGAUACCGCAGUGAGGGGUCUGACGGCGCUGAGUGCUCUCAGGGAGCCUGGGUCUGGCUAGGAACGAGAAGUUAAGAGAGUAAGGGCUGGGAGGUGGGCAGGACUCACCAAGGAGCUGCAAACCAAAACAAGAGAUCUAGAGAGCACAAGGCGAGAAAGGGUGAGCUGAGCCAAGGUAUCAGGCCAAGUGGAACUGGAGGAAAUGUCAUCAUUGGUGAAGGAGGACUUGGAGAAGAAACUGUUUAAGCCACUCUCGCAGAAUCUGUACGAGUUUAUUGAAAUUGAGUUCUCAGUCCAGGACAGGUAUUAUCUCUGUGUGUCAGUGACCAAAAAUGAAGAAGUACAAAUAAUUAUGGUGAAACACUACAGAAUAGGUUUAGAUGAAAAAUAUGAAGUAACAAAAAAGUGGUCUUUGAACGAUCUGCAGAUGAUUGAUGGAAAAGAAGCAGACACUGACAAUCCGUUUUUUGAUCUGCACUUCAAGAAAGUGUACAGUUUGGAAGCAUAUAGUUGUGCUUCUAAAUAUGCCUUUGCUAGAACUGUAAAUAAGCUGAAUCAUGCGUAUCUUAAGAAGGACUUACAGAUCGUGAACUUUGAUUCUACUUACAUUAAUGAUGAUUCCAUUUGGUCCUCCAACAACAAGGAUUGCUUGGUUCUUAUGAGAAUAUGCUUUUAUGCUUUCAAUCUAGUGUGCUUGUCCCUGUGUCCCCUGCCACUCUGAAGGGGUAUACUAUGUUCUUUCAUCAGGGUUCUAUGAAAAUGGUUCUCUAGGCAAAUAUUGAUAAUCAUGACAUUUUUCCCCCUUCAUGAGUGACUACCAUUUAUAUGAAAAUAAAGGGAUGCUUUGUGAACUGCAGUGAAAUGUGUUUUAAUGCAAUCAUUCAACAUUUGGGACUUUUGCCGAUGUGUUCCUUGAUUACUUUGUAAGGAGUUGAAUGGCUUUUCCUAAAUUAGUAUUCUACUAAAGAGUAUCAAGAAGUAUCUUGAAAGAACUAACUAAACGGAAAGACAUCCUGUUUUCGUGGAUAGGAAGACAAUAACGUAAUGAUGUCAAUAUACGCAAAGCAAUCUACAGAUUCAGUGCAAUCCCCGUCAAAAUUCCAAUGGCUUUUUUUUUGCAGAAAUGGAAAAGUCAAUCCUCAAAUUCAUAUGGAAUUUCAAGGAGCCCCAAAUAGCCAAACAAACUUGAAGAAGAAGUAUAAAGUUGGAGGACUCAUAUCUCCCGAUUUUGAAACUUACUACAAAGCUACAAUAAUCAAAACAGUGUAGUACUGGCAUAAGAAUAGACAUAUAGACCAAUGGAAUAGAACUGAGAGUUCAGAAAUAAACUCAUACAUCUAUGGUCAACUGAAUUUUGAUAAGGGUGCCAAGUUUAUUCAAAGGAGGAAAGAAAAAUCUCUUCAACAAAUGGUGCUUGGACAACUGGAUAUUCACAUGCAAAAGAAUGAAACUGGACCUCUAUCUUACACCAUAUAUUAAAAUCAACAUCAAAUGAUUUAAGACUUGAACAUAAGAUCUGAAACCAUAAACUCCUAGAAGAAAACAUAGGGGCAAAUCUUCAGGACCUUGGAUUUGGCAAUGAAUUCUUAUGACAUCAAAAG